Molecule: messenger RNA, 234 nt
Organism: Daldinia childiae
Lineage: Eukaryota; Fungi; Ascomycota; Sordariomycetes; Xylariales; Hypoxylaceae
Exons: 4
Coding region: 1-234 (77 amino acids)
Source: RefSeq, a predicted model, not a curated record
AUGGGUAACGGAGCCAAGGCUGCGCAGAAGCGCGAGCGCAAUGCGAAGGACAGCAAGGUCGCCAAGUCGCAGUUGAAGUCGAAUGUCAAGGCUAUGGAUAUCCAGUGCCAGAUCUGCAAAUCGACCUUCUUGAAGACUACCCGUGCGCCUCAGCUCAACGAGCACGCUGUCAAUAAGCACAACAAGUCCAUCGCCGAUUGUUUCCCCGGCCACGACGCUCCUCCAGCUAAAUAG